GGUCAAGGACUUUCAAUAUGGAAGACAUGAUCUUAGAAAAUAUUAAAAUUUAGUACAUUUUUGAUCAUAAACUCUUAAUCUUUAUUAAUUUGUCGAGUAAAAUGCACCUUUUUGUCAUGGAAAGAUUAUUUCUUCAGGAGAAUUCUUGAAAUAGGAAUGUAGCCUUCAGGAAAGGGAUGAAAUCUUCGUGUAGCACUAAAAAUAAAUUGAAAAAGUCUGUCACAAGAUCAUGACAAUCUGAAGUGAAAGUGAAAGUAGAUUUUGACAUCACAUGGAUGGACGUUACAGUUAAUACUGGUCGUUCAUAAACUAGAUUCAUGUUGAUAAAAGUGUAAUUCCACAAGGUAUAUGCAUAAUAAAUAACUGAAUCAUUUCCUGAACACUUGAGUUGAAAUGUCUGGGGGGACGACGACAAGGUAUGAAGAAAUUGGGGCAGAUCGACCACUAUUUGGUGAAGCACGGCCCAGAGACCGUGUGGCAAAUUUGAUUGUCGGAGCAUUUACAGCUUUAGUUGUCACAGUGACAGUGGUCAGUGGGUUUAUAUUUCCCGCAGGUGGACCUAAAGGAGUGAAUAUCUACUUUGCUUGCUGCAUUGUAUUUAUUCUAGGAUCUCAUUUAAUACUUAUAUAUUGGUAUAGACAAGUUGUUACAUUUUCCCUUGUUUAUGGAGAUACACCAGCGAAUUGUACAUACCCAGAGAUUCAGGGUACUUGGAUCUUCCAAAUAGGCAAGGGAGAUCAGGGAAAUACCAUCAAAUGUAACAGUUUAGGCCCAGUUGUAAGGACCUUGAAGGUUGACCUAACAUUCCCAGAUGUUGCUGUUGAUCAAGAUGGAAACAAAGGCUUUUGGACUCUUAUUUAUAAUCAGGGCUUUGAGGUUGUGAUCAACAGUCGCAAGUAUUUUGCCUUCUCUAAAUAUGAAGGUAAAGGUGAAAAUGCCACCAGCUACUGUGAUGAAACAAUGCCAGGGUGGUCACAUAACAUCGAUGAGAUGAACUGGGCAUGCUUCAAGGGAAAAAAACAAACAGCUCUUCCCCCUAAGCAUAUGCCCCCUGUAAAAAAAUACAACCAAUAUCAGAUGUACAGGAAUAACAUGGAUCUAGUUAGGAAAAUUAACUCAGUCCAGAGCUCCUGGAAAGCUGCUCCCUACGAUGAACAUGAGACAUUUAACCUGAGAGACAUUGUCAGAAGAAAUGGUGGCAAAAUGUCUAAAAUACACAGUAAGCCAGUGUCAGCCCCCAUCACCCAGCAACAGCUAGAUAUGAUUAGAGACAUGCCUGAUGCCUUCGACUGGAGAAAUGUAAAUGGCACAAAUUAUGUAUCUCCAGUUCGCAACCAAGGGGGAUGUGGGAGCUGUUAUGCCUUUAGCUCUAUGGGAAUGCUGGAAGGCAGACUUCGUGUUGAAACUAAGCUGAAGAAGAAGGACAUCUUCUCUCCCCAAGAUGUGGUAGAGUGCAGCGAAUAUGCUCAAGGAUGUGAGGGAGGAUUCCCCUAUCUAAUCGCUGGUAAAUAUGCAGAGGACUUUGGAGCCGUUGAUGAACAAUGCAAUGUAUACAAGGGCAGAGAUGGACCCUGUCAAACUAAGAAGACUUGUGGGAGAACCUACUCCACAGAUUACCACUAUGUAGGGGGCUACUAUGGAGCCUGCAAUGAGGCUUUGAUGAUCAAGGAAUUGGUGACAUACGGCCCUACAUCAGUGUCAUUUGAGGUCUACCCUGACUUCAUGCACUACAGGCAUGGGAUAUAUCACCAUACUGGACUCAUGGACAAAUUCAACCCAUUUGAAAUCACCAAUCAUGCAGUGUUGCUUGUGGGGUAUGGAGCCGAUAAAAUGUCAGGGGAGAAAUACUGGAUCGUUAAAAACAGUUGGGGGACUGGAUGGGGAGAGGAUGGCUUCUUCAGAAUCAAGAGAGGAGCUGAUGAGUGUGCGAUUGAAAGCAUUGCAGUUGGUGCCAAGAUUUAUAUGGAAUAA
Molecule: messenger RNA, 1971 nt
Organism: Owenia fusiformis
Lineage: Eukaryota; Metazoa; Annelida; Polychaeta; Sabellida; Oweniidae
Source: the annotation of a GenBank genome assembly